This is a messenger RNA of Perkinsus marinus ATCC 50983, 636 nucleotides long. RefSeq lists its product as hypothetical. The transcript has 2 exons. The record is from RefSeq and is a predicted model, not a curated record. Lineage: Eukaryota; Perkinsozoa; Perkinsida; Perkinsidae. Bases 1 to 636 code for a protein of 211 amino acids.
AUGUCUAAGGCACGACCUGGCGAGCCUAUGACGAUUUACAAGUCGGAUCAUGCGGCAGCUUACCGACAAGUACCCACUGACCCUAAUGAAGCCCCCUUCCAGCUCAUCUGCGUAAAAGGACCCGAUGGCGAGCCGGCUAUAUUCCGACAUCUGGCCCUCUCGUUUGGAGCCAGCUCGAGUGUUGUGAACUAUUGCAGACUCUCUCAAUGCCUGAUCCAUCUACAUAGGGUGAUGUUUGGAGCGGUGAGCAUGUCGUUCAUAGACGACUACUGGGGAAUAGAGCCAGCCACCUCGGCUGCCACAGCAUACGAAUGCUGGACCGUGCUCAAUGAGCUCCUAGGAUUCAAAGAGAAGGAAUCCAAGAAGGCACCUCCCUCCUCGGAUGUUCGUCUACUGGGGCUAGACGUCCAGCUCUCUGCCAACACUCUGACCUUGUCUCUCACUGACGAGAAGCGCAAGCAGCUGUGCAAUUCCCUCUCCGAGCCCAGGCAGCAUGAGGAAGCUCUGUGGUCGAUUGACGUUCGCCUCCGCGACGUCCCCAGAUCGGUCGUGGAGAGCUUAUACGAGAGUACUCUACUCAUGGAUAGCCAACGGAAAAUCACUUGUCUCGCAAAGGGAAAGGGACGCGAUCGGUAA